Momordica charantia (bitter melon) is the source of this 2516-nucleotide messenger RNA. RefSeq names its product transcription factor bHLH49. Gene Ontology annotation, cellular component: nucleus. The record is from RefSeq and is a predicted model, not a curated record. Gene Ontology annotation, biological process: regulation of DNA-templated transcription. NCBI's taxonomy places the organism in Eukaryota, Viridiplantae, Streptophyta, Magnoliopsida, Cucurbitales, Cucurbitaceae. Gene Ontology annotation, molecular function: protein dimerization activity; DNA-binding transcription factor activity.
AGCGUGGGUAUAAAUGCAGCGUUCCUUUACUGUUCCUUUUUCUCUUUCACUCUUCUUCAGAUUCCGAAUUACCCUUCGCUUCUUCCCUCUUCAUUUUCUCUCUCUCUCUCUCUCUCCAAAUUACAAGCGCUGUGUCUGCAUUUUGUCUGAGUCUUCUUCUGUGGGUGACAGUGUUUUUGCAGAGGAGACUGCCAGCAGAAGGAAAACGAAGGUGGGGGCUCUAAAUUCAAGCUCUAAUUCAGCUAAAAGUUUGUGGAAAGUGGAAUAGAAUCUGAAAUGGAUGCUUGUUUCUUGUUGGAAAGAAGUUGAAAGAAGGUGAGUGAGGGUUUGUUUUCUGAUAGUAUGAAUGGGAAGGAUGAAUUUGAAGUUGAGAGUAGGACCAGUGAUCCUAUGAGUAUCUCCUCCGGCUGGCAAUUUUCUGCUGCUAAUCUCACUAAUGACUCUGUGGGAUAUGUUUCGACCGGGAAUCACUCGGUCGUUAGCAAUGGGGAUCUAGGUGUUUCUUCUUGUCCUUCAACUUCAAUGCCUAACUUAUUCACUCCAACCCUUUUGAACCAUCAUACCAACAUGCAAAACUCGGGAUUCUGCAGCAUUUUUAAUGAACAAAACAGCAUAGUUACUUCUAAUACAACUGCAGUUGAUGGAGAGAGUCUGAAUUCUUUGAGAUCUGGUAGUGAUAGAAUGCUGGGUAUGGAUUGGAACCAGCAAAAUCCAUGGAUGAAAGGAGUUUUCUCGGCAAACGUUCCUGGAACGUUUCCAGCGAGUUUGUCUCAACUUCCAGCUGAUUCGGCAUUCGUAGAGCGUGCAGCAAGGUUCUCCUGCUUCAAUAAUGGAGUUUUUGUGGCACCGCCCACCGGUCCAUUUGGUAUUUCUGACUCUAUUAGCAUUCAUUCUAGGGGUGAAUUUGGAAGACAAGAAGAUAUUUCCAGAAAUGGAGCCGCCAAAGAUGUUUCUUUGCCCAUGAAGUUUGAGGAGGCUAAAGAAAAGAAUCCACCUAAGACUGAGAAAGAAAGUGAGAGGUCUCAAGAUAGGGCAAAACAGGGUUGUGUUGGUGAAUCUGGUAACGAAUCUGAUGAAGCUGGAUUUAGUGGGGGUCAAGACGAGCGAUGCACGCUGGAGGGUACUAUCACUGAGCCAUCUACUGAAGGUCUCUGCUCCAAGAAAAGGAAAAGGGGUGGGCAGAAUAUGGGACCUGGACAAGCUAAAGACGCUCCACAGCAAAUUGACGAAAUUGCGAAGAACAGAGGAUUAAAUCAGCCAAAGGGAGACCAAAAGCCUGCAGGGAAGCAAGGAAAACAAGACUCUCAAGCAUCGGAUGCUCCCAAAGAAGAAUAUAUUCAUGUUAGAGCUCGAAGAGGCCAGGCGACAAACAGUCAUAGUCUUGCAGAAAGGGUAAGAAGAGAAAAAAUAAGUGAAAGAAUGAGGCUCCUUCAAGACCUUGUGCCUGGGUGCAGUAAGGUCACUGGCAAAGCUGUAAUGCUUGAUGAAAUCAUUAACUAUGUACAGUCACUGCAACGCCAAGUCGAGUUCUUGUCAAUGAAACUUGCAACAGUUAAUCCCAGGCUCGAUUUUAACAUCGAAGAGCUCCUUGCAAAAGAGAUCAUUCAAUCCAAGGCUGGUCCAUCCUUAUUUGGUUUUCCUCCUGAUCUGCCUAUGCCUUACCUCCUGCAACAUCCAUCUCACCAAGGACUUGUUCUGCCCUCUCUUCCUAAUAUCGGGAACUCCUCCGACCUGCUGCGGAGAACAAUUAAUUCCCAGCUUACUUCAUUUGUUGGUGGAUUCAAGGAGCCAGUUCAGCUACCAAACGUGUGGGAGGAUGAGCUCCACAAUGCCGUUCCGAUGAACUUCGAUGGGACUGCACCCUCCAAUGGCCAAGAUGUCGAUGGUUCGACUUCACAAUGCAACACAAGGGCAGAACUCUGAGUUUGCUUACAAGUUCUUGUCCUUCACAUGAUUCGCCAUUGUAUAUGUUAAAUUAGCAUAUGCAUUCUAUAGAGAAUAAUGAAAAUUUCAAUUCUGCCAAGUUUGAUGGUGGAUUUCGCGGAUAAGCUUUGUAAACAUGGAAGGGUGAGCAGUCAUACCGAAAUCUUGGCAUUAAGAGAUAUGAGGAUCGGGAAUACGAGCAUCGAAUGCAAUGCGUUCACAUGUAUGUCAAUGCAAGAAUUGAGAAUACCACAAGGAAAAGAUCUGCUGCACAAAAUUGAGAAUGUUAUAAUGGAUCAGAAAAUAGACUGCUACCUCCAAGAAGAUUGAGAAGGAAAGUUGAGGAUGAUGUUUAAGAGUGAGAGUUGAACCAGACUGCGCCAAGUUUUGCACCAUCUCCAUUAAAAUUUAUGAUCUUGCUCUGUUUGUGAACUGUAGUCUUUUUACAUAUUUUAGUUUCUUUCUUCCAUCCUUUUUUUUGUUUUUUUUUGGUCUAAAUAAGAGCUGUCUUUACAAUCUUCAAACACAACAUUUGAUAGCUAAAGCCAUCUUUAGGGGUAAGACAAUUGAAAAUGCAAGAUUUCAUUGCACUA